AUGUCAAUUGUUUCGAAAAAUAUUUAUUUAAUUUCGAGAUGGGUUGAUCCUGUUUUUGCUGUGGGUGUAGGUAGUUUUAGUUAUUUUCUGUAUGAAAGAAAUCAUCCGCGUCCAGAGCAUUGUUCUUUGAAUGAAUUGUUGCAAAGGAAAAAAGAUUGUAGGUAUUCUGUUGAUGAAAGUAUGUUUGAUAUGUAUUUUCAUCAAUAUUUAUUUUUGGGAAGUGUUAAUUUGAGUUAUUAUAGUUUUAAAAAAUGGGAAAAUAGUUGA
Molecule: messenger RNA, 267 nt
Organism: Pneumocystis jirovecii RU7
Lineage: Eukaryota; Fungi; Ascomycota; Pneumocystomycetes; Pneumocystales; Pneumocystaceae
Exons: 2
Coding region: 1-267 (88 amino acids)
Biological process (GO): protein secretion
Source: RefSeq, a predicted model, not a curated record